Messenger RNA from Agrilus planipennis (emerald ash borer), 1664 nucleotides. Its product is annotated as adenosine kinase. Gene Ontology annotation, biological process: purine ribonucleoside salvage. Gene Ontology annotation, cellular component: cytosol; nucleus. NCBI's taxonomy places the organism in Eukaryota, Metazoa, Arthropoda, Insecta, Coleoptera, Buprestidae. Bases 138 to 1190 code for a protein of 350 amino acids. The transcript is spliced from 3 exons. The record is from RefSeq and is a predicted model, not a curated record. Gene Ontology annotation, molecular function: adenosine kinase activity.
GUAAGGUAAUACCUUAUUAUCAAUAUAACCUACCUGCGGUUGAUAAUAAUCGAAAUUUAAUCAACCAUAGCAGUGUAAUCUUACAUAAUUAACUGUGUGCUUAAACAUAUGUAAAUACUAUAAAUUGCCUUUUUAUUAUGGUUAAAAUUGGUGGUUUCGGCAACCCUUUGCUCGAUAUAUCUGUUAAAUUAAACACUAACGAUUUACUGAAUAAGUACAACUUGCUGGAAGAUGAACAAUCCGAAUUUGAUAGUCAGAAGAUGAAAUCACUACUUAAUGACAUAAAAAAGUAUGACGUCACGUACAGUCCCGGCGGUAGCGCUCAAAACACUCUGAGAUUGUUGCAAUGGCUUAUGAACAGCGAAAGUUCUACAUUUAUGUUUGGAGGAAUUGGAAAAGAUGAACAGGGGAAAAAUUUAAAAAAUCUGGUAGAAAUUUCAGGUGUUAAAACGAAUUAUUCGCUGUUUGAAGGUAAACCGACAGGUACUUCGGUGGUAUUAAUUAAAGGCAGUAAUCGCUCUUUGGUGGCGUAUAUAGGAGCUGCUGAGAGUGUAAGAAUAAAAGAUCUUAAAAUAAAUGAAACUGAAAGUAUACUGGAGACUAUGGACGCUAUUUAUAUGGAAGCGUUUUUCGUUACGAAAAGGAACGAUGUUGCCAAAUACGUGCAAGAAUUUUGCGAAGAAAAAAAUAAAAUUUUCGCAUUCAGCUUAAGUGCGCCGUAUAUUAUUCGAGAGAAUGCGGAAGUAAUCAUUCAUUUGGCUAGAACUUGUGACAUACUGUUUGGAAAUAAAAGAGAAUUCGCCGCGUUAAAAGACGUAAUGAAAUUUGAGGGAACGUUCCAAGAUCUGACGCGUCAUCUUCUUAAAACUUACAACAAAAAAGCUAAAAACAAAUACGGAAAAAUCGUGGUAGCGACAAAUGGUAGCAAAUGGGUCGUAUGUGGUCAUAGUAAUGAUGUUUUGGAAAAAGCUUUCGUUCCGAAAAUAGAUGAUACAAAAAUAAUAGAUACCAAUGGGGCUGGAGACGCAUUUUCUGCCGGAUUUCUCGCGGGAAUUUUCACCAACAAGGAACCACGGGAAAGCAUGAAAAUUGGCUUUUGGACCGCUGCUCAAAUUAUUCAAAACGUUGGAUGUUCAUUACCGCAAUUUCCCAUUACAUUGGACGAUAUUUUAAACACUGAAACUACAUAAUUAAUUGUUUAUUAAGAUUAGCAGUCAAAGCCCUUUAAUUUUAAUAGAAGUAUAUUCAUAUUCUUCCUUUUAGCUUUACAACUUGUUGUAUUCUAAUUUUCAAUAUAUUUGUACAUAAGCAGUCCCCAAAUCAAAGAACUCGUUCAUAUUAAAAAAACUUCCUACUGCUAAAAGUGUCUUUUAGUUUUAAUUCUUGAAUUUAAAUGAGAUAAUAAUUUCUUUGUAUUUUUAUUCGCGUAAUACUUUUUUAACGUCAAGAAAUUUCUCUGCUAUAGACAACGGAUGUUGUUUUUCCAUUUUUCUAACAGGAGUAUUUUUCCUGAAUGAAUACAGUGAAUGCUAAUCUUAAUAAUAAAUAUGUUAUUUUUUAAACUACAUAAUUUUGAUAGAUACGUAAAAGAAUUAUUGUAUUUCACAUUCUUUUGUACUAAUUAGUACUCUGGGACAUAAAUAUAUACACACACACUAUAUAUA